AACACCCCAACGCUGGUCGCUCGGCUCAGUGUUGACUUACAAUCCUCGAAGACCGGACACUUGCAAAAUGGCCAAAGAUCUCGUAGUCCUCGCAUAUUCCGGCGGCCUGGAUACUAGCUGCAUCUUGAAAUGGUUGAUCCAAAAAAAUUAUGAUGUAGUGUGUUAUAUGGCUGACAUCGGCCAAGACGAGGAUUUCGGAAAAGCAAAACAAAAGGCAAAAGCCAUUGGAGCUAAGGAUGUGAUCGUGGAAGACCUUCGCAAAGAAUUUGUGACUAACUACAUGCUCCCGGCCAUCCAAAUGGGGCUAGUGUACGAAAGCCGUUACUAUCUGGGCACCUCCCUGGCCCGCCCGUGCAUUUCUGUGGGCAUUGUCAACGCCGCUAAGAAGCUGGGCGCGAAAUACGUCUCUCACGGCGCCACGGGAAAGGGGAACGAUCAAGUUCGUUUCGAAUUGAGUGUGUAUUCCCUCUGGCCGGAGUGCAAGAUUAUCGCUCCGUGGCGUUUACCAGAAUUCUAUGAGAGGUUCCAAGGGCGCAGUGACCUUAUAGAAUUCGCUAAGAAGGAAAACAUUCCCGUCUCUGCUACGCCUAAAGAGCCUUGGUCUACCGACGAGAACAUCAUGCAUAUAAGCUAUGAAUCAGGGGUUCUAGAGGACCCGUCAGCCAUCCCUCCCAACGGCAUUUAUAAGAUGACUAGAGACCUCCAGCAGACGGAAGACUACCCAUGCAACAUUGACAUCAGUUUUGACAAAGGUGUCCCGAUCUCCGCCACUAUACCCAGCGGUCACGAGAAGGCCCUGGUAGUGAGCGAUCCCUUGGCUCUGGUCGAAACCCUGAACAAGCUGGGUGGACAACAUGGCAUCGGCCGGAUUGACAUCGUCGAAAAUAGAUUCCUUGGCUUAAAGUCUCGAGGGUUAUACGAAACACCGGCUGGCACAAUCUUACACGCUGCUCACCUGGAUCUCGAAGCUUACUCUCUCGACAGAGAGGUACUAAGGUUAAAGAAAUACCUCCAAGACAAGAUGGCCGACUUCGUUUAUAACGGCUUUUGGUUUUCACCUGAAGCGACUUACACUUCGCGGUGUCUGCAGAUGUCACAAGAGACCGUAACCGGCACGGUCACCGUCAGGCUGUUCAAAGGAAAUGUGAGAAUACUAGCCCGCAAGAGUGCAACCAGCCUGUAUAAUAAAGAGUUGGUUUCAAUGGACGUCGCCGGCGGAUUCUCUCCGUGCGACAGUACCGGCUUUAUCAACAUAAACGCCUUGAGAUUAAAGGAAUACUCUCGGUUUACCGCCCAAACUAAACUUUAACCGCACGAAUACCGCACCACGCAACGAAAUAUAUGUGUACAUUGAAAAAUCAAAUCGUUCACCACAUUUAAUUAAUAAAUAACAUACAGAACA
This is a messenger RNA of Cydia amplana, 1402 nucleotides long. It is a transcript of the gene Ass, whose product is annotated as argininosuccinate synthase. The record is from RefSeq and is a predicted model, not a curated record. The transcript is spliced from 9 exons. Bases 68 to 1309 code for a protein of 413 amino acids. Gene Ontology annotation, biological process: urea cycle; L-arginine biosynthetic process. Gene Ontology annotation, molecular function: ATP binding; argininosuccinate synthase activity. Gene Ontology annotation, cellular component: cytoplasm. NCBI's taxonomy places the organism in Eukaryota, Metazoa, Arthropoda, Insecta, Lepidoptera, Tortricidae.